This is a messenger RNA of Cheilinus undulatus (humphead wrasse), 3484 nucleotides long. It is a transcript of the gene cnr2, whose product is annotated as cannabinoid receptor 2. The transcript is spliced from 4 exons. Gene Ontology annotation, molecular function: cannabinoid receptor activity. Lineage: Eukaryota; Metazoa; Chordata; Actinopteri; Labriformes; Labridae. The record is from RefSeq and is a predicted model, not a curated record. Gene Ontology annotation, cellular component: membrane. The coding region runs from base 170 to 1327 and encodes 385 amino acids. Gene Ontology annotation, biological process: cannabinoid signaling pathway.
CUCUGUAAAGGUCUGCGCUGUCUUUCUGUCGUCGUCUCUGCUGCUAGGAGAUCAAAUUCAGGAGACGAGAACAAAAACACAAAGGAAGAAAAAGGAAGUUGGCUGUGUAGUCCACUUAAUGUAAAAAAAAACCCAAGCUGAAGUAGCACUGGGCCAAAGAGUAGCAGAAAUGGAUGAAUGGGAAGUUCCUGUUUCUUCAGGAUCCACAGGAGUCAAAGGGAACACCUCAACACAAACAGUUAACACAUCUUGUGAGAAUCUGGAGUGCUACAUGGUCCUCAUCCAGGCGGAGAAAACAGCCAUUGGCUCCAUCUGUUUCCUGGCGGGUCCCAUCACCCUGCUGGAGAACGUACUGGUGUUGGUAGUGAUCGCGGCCACAGCCUCUCUUCGACAGCGCCCUUCAUUUCUCUUCAUCGGCAGCCUUGCUUUGGCCGACGUCUUCGCCAGUUGCUUCUUCACCACCAGUUUUCUAGACUUCCACCUCUUCCGCCAUAGCGACGGCCCCACAGCCUACCUCUUUAAACUAGGUGGAGUCACCAUGGCCUUCAGCAGCUCUGUGGGGAGUCUCCUGCUGACUGCUCUGGACCGCUACCUCUGCAUCCACCAGGCCUCCAGCUAUAAGGUGCUGGUGACCCGCCGGCGAGCUGUGCUGAGCCUGCUGAUCCUUUGGAGCGCCACUAUCUUUAUAUCAUUCCUGCCUCUGAUGGGAUGGAGGUGUCCCACAGGGCUUAACCCACCCUGCUCACGCCUCUUCCCAUAUAUCAACCAGGGUUAUCUGGCCUGCUGGACCACCUUCAUCCUUGUGCUCUUCGCUCUCAUACUGGGUGCUUAUGCUCUCAUCCUGUGGACUGCUCACCGCCAUGAGUCCUCCAUGACCAACAUCCAGGGAGCAGCAGGGUCCGGCCACGCCCGUAUGAGGAUGGAUAUCCGGCUAGCGCGCACCUUUGGUCUAAUUCUCCUCAUACUGGUUGGCUGUUGGCUUCCUGCGCUCUCCUUUAUGCUGGCUGAUGUCUCUGUGCUCCUCACCCACACCCAACAGCGGGCUUUUGCCUUCUGCAGCACCCUCUGCCUGGUCAACUCUGCAGUCAACCCUCUGUUGUAUGCACUGCGCUGCAGAGAGCUCAGAGUUGCUCUGCUGCAGUUGCUACAGCGGAUCUAUGAGAUCGGGAGGUGUAAAAAGUCCACAGAGAACUUGACUCCAAGAUUACCCACUGAAGAAGACAACAACUGUACCACCUGCUCUGAGAAGACACCCAAGAACAGGAAUACCCGAAUCUGCUCCAUCUCAGAUAUGGUGAACAGUCAGCACUUGGACAUAAGAAAAUGAGUUCCUGUAAAGAUAAAGAGGUUUAUUAGGCAUGAAGACAUCACUCUGAACUUCAAUUAUGGUCUAUAAAGCACUCAUGUACAUCAAAAUCUAAAUACUGGCAAACACUUUAGCUCGCCUUUUUGGUACUUGUAAAUGUUUUAGAGGCUACUGUCAUAACAACUGUCAAACCUAAUUGCAUAACUAGCAUACCAGGAUAUUAGAAAGUCUUUAGAAUGUGAGUAAGUUCUGCAUUUGCUAUUUCAAAAUGCAACAAAAAAGAUGUGAAGAGUAAACAUUUAAUCUAGCAUGUAGCAAAGGUACAUUUACUCAGAAACAUGUCACAGGCGCAAGCGUAUUGUUGUAGCAUUACAUGCAUAAUGUCCGCUGUGAACAGGAGAAAUGAUUUCUGGUAGUGUUUGGGCAUAAAAGGCAAAGAUACACAGUUAAAGGUGUAUAUGAGCUUAAGGCACAAGGAGAACAGGCAGUCUGACAUUACAUCAUGUGCUAGCCCUGUAGCCACAUAUUUUCUGAUGUCACCACAGCAUAGAAGAUUACCUCGCCAACAACACAACUGGUCACUGGAAAUAAUUUCCAAUCCAAUUUUGGGGCAGGAGAAGGCUUCUGGAAGCUUGAGCCUUUUGUGAGCAGGAGUACAAGCAACCAUCACAGCAAACUACAGCUAUCAGAGUAGAAAAGAUGUGUAAAAAGUAGGCUUUGUCCAAAAUGUUUUUAUGGUAGAAGAAGAAAGUUUACUUUGCAUGUUAUUUGCAACUUUUUUGUUGAUAAGGAAUUUUUAUAGGAAUAUAAAAAAUAUAUAUAUAAAUGGCUGUAUAAAUGAAUGAAAAUCUCCAGUAGUAUUAUUCCAAUACCUGCACACAUAUUGAAACCAUUUCCAGUCUUUGUAUCGAUGGUUAUGCUGGCAUCAAUGAGAGGGGUCUGGCUGCAGACCACUGCUCUCUGACACCCACUCCUGCAGACCCCCACUGUGAGACACCACCUCUGUCAGGACAGAAGUCAUUUGCUGGUACACAGAAUUUGCCAAAGUAGUUGUGUAAACAUUGGCUAGCUUUAGUGUGAGUGUGUUUUAAUGGAAAACAUGCUUUUUUACUCUAAGUACAGUGUUUAGUUGACUAUAUUUAAUGAUUUAUAACUUGUUUUUGCAGGUCAGGUUAGUUAUUUUUGGUUCAAAAGGUUAAGAUUUGUAAUAAAUAUGAUGUUCUACUAUCAUCCAGGCCAUUCCUAUAACCCACUCUACCAUAACGCUAACCCGUACCCUAGCUGGAAGUGUAAUCCAGUUUUAUUUUGAAAGUUUCUGAGUGCAUUCCAUCCUGACAGUGGAAGGCCAGAAGCAAGUGUCUGAGUAAGAGUCUGCAGUAAGACUGGGCAAUGAACAGAAAUUUAGUUUUAUCACAAUAUGACCUACUGCAAAUUUCAAAAAGAUGCAGGUGCAACAUUUCUUUAACUUGAAAUGCGUGUCAAAAUACCAGUUUCAUACAUUUUUACAGCAGAGAUGUUUAUGCAUCAUGCACACAUUCAAGUGUAAUGUUUUUCUACAAUAUUUUGGAAGAUUUUUUUUUUCAGAAUUGUCCAGCCCAAGUUUAAUCUACCUAAUAUUGUAUUGGUUAAUAAUAUAUAAUACAGAAUCAUUUGUUGCUUGUGUUUUUUCAUACAUGAGAUGAGGAUAUUAAGUUGUAAUCACAAUUUAGGAAAAAAAAUGCAGUAUGCAUUAGAUAAUUCACCCAAAUGGUUCAGCCUCAGUCUGAAGUCAGACUGUCAGGUAACAAUUUUAAGUGUAUAGUGUUGAAUAUUUAGCAGAAAAACUUAAUAACAGAAGAACAAAAUAAUUAUAAGUUCGCUCAAAUCAGUCUUUAGUCAUCUAAAUAAAAUAUGUUUCAUGUUUAGAAUAAACAUACUUUGCUUUCUUGCAUGCUGUGUAUAUAUAGUUUUUUUUUUUAAACCACACUGGUUUCCACAAUUACCACCAGAAGUCAACAUUGCGAUCUAAAUCUGACUGUUAGAUGUUGCUUAUGUUUACAAUUUUACAUACUGUACUUUUAAUACACCAGGACCUUCACAAUACCAGAAUUUUCAACUUUGAUAUAAUACUAGUAAAAAUUAAAUGAUAUCAGAUAUACCUAUUUAGAUAACAUGACAAAAAUAGAAAUCCUUGGAACC